This is a messenger RNA of Penicillium argentinense, 2385 nucleotides long. Its product is annotated as putative NRPS-like enzyme. Gene Ontology annotation, cellular component: cytoplasm. Gene Ontology annotation, molecular function: phosphopantetheine binding. NCBI's taxonomy places the organism in Eukaryota, Fungi, Ascomycota, Eurotiomycetes, Eurotiales, Aspergillaceae. The record is from RefSeq and is a predicted model, not a curated record. The coding region runs from base 1 to 2385 and encodes 794 amino acids. The transcript has 2 exons. Gene Ontology annotation, biological process: amino acid activation for nonribosomal peptide biosynthetic process; secondary metabolite biosynthetic process.
AUGGUGCCCUCGAUUACAACCCUCGAUCAUGAUGCUGCGCAUAUCUCCAUCAGCGCCCUAAAGCUCCCCAAGAAGGCGACCACCCAGCUCCCCCGCGAAGUCGUCGACCUGCCUCUGACCCUCUGCGAAUCCCACAUCCUGGACGCUGCCAAUUCCCAAUAUCUAGAAUAUUUGGACGAGCACUUGGCCUCAAGUCUGGACAUCGAGUCGGUCCUUACCAUCUGUUGGCUCCUUGUCGUGAAUGGCUUCUCUCCCGUGAGAACCAUGUACCUGGAGUUCCACCCUGGCUCAAAUUUAUGCUAUGUAGACGACAAGUUCCAGCCAGGAACCAACUCUCGUGCAAUUGAAUUCUCCUCGGAACGUCCGUUGAAGGAUCUCGUCCGUGACUUCUGUCUCAUCAAGGCGGGCUUGAGCUCGGUUGACCCCGACGACGUGCCUGCCUCCGACAAGCAGAAGCACUUCCUCACUUCUGCCAUCCGCUAUGCAGGCGACCUGCCAAACUUGCAAGAGGCUCCUCCAUUUGCUAACUCAAAUAUCUCCGAGCCCAAGUUGAUGCUCAACGUGACAAACAACAAGGACAAACUCCACGCAAGCCUCGCUUUCUCCUCGCCGGAGAUGUCCAAAGAAUUCGCUACAAGCCUUCUGCACUCCCUAAACAAGGUCGUCGCCUCCAUCUACCGCUCCCCCACAAUUGCCCUCGAGGCCCUGGACCUGUGCUCCGACCUGGAUCUUAUCCUGCUGCAAAAGUACACAAAGGAAGUCUCCGACUCCCAUGAGGUUCUCCUUCACGAUAUGGCGUUGGAACACGCCAAACUGACUCCCGACGCUCCUGCCAUCUGCUCUUGGGACGGAAACUUCACAUACAAAGAAUUGGACGAUCUCACCUCUCGUCUCGCUCUGCACUUGACCACCAUUGGUGUUGGCCCGGAGACCUUUGUGCUAAGUUGCUUUGAAAAGUCCGCCUAUGCAAUUAUUGCUCGCCUGGCUAUCAUGAAGGCCGGGGGUGCGUACAUAUCCAUUGAUGCCAGUGACCCUCCCAUCUUCCUCGACUCCGUCAUUAGCCGUGUCGGCGCUAAGAUCAUGCUCACAUCCCCCGAAUACGCGUCAAAAUACUCAUCUCUGAUCACAAAUAUCAUCUCAAUUACUGGCGAUAUGUUGAAGGAGCUGCCUGAGGCGAGUGGCCCGGCAUGCACCACCGUUCAACCCUCAAAUGCUUGUCUGAUUUUGUUUACCUCCGGGAGUACGGGUCAACCCAAGGGUAUUAUCCAGGAGCAUCGCUCCUACGCCACCGCUGUCCGUGACUAUAACAAGGUCCUCGGUCUCGGUCGCCACAGCCGUGUCUUCCAGUUUGAUGACUAUGCCUUCGACAUCAGCAACAACGAUUAUCUCACUGCUCUCGCAGCCGGUGGUUGCUGCUGUGUCCCGACUCCCGAAAAGACCAUCGCCGGUCUAAUAGAGAAUGUGAACAAGAUGAAGGCCAACAUGAGCUUCAUGACCCCCACAAUCGCCAUCCAGCUCGCUCCCCAGGAUGUCCCUUCAUUAGAACUGCUCUGUGUCGGUGGUGAGCCCAUGUCAAAUGAUCUCUUAAUGAAAUGGGGUCCGCAUGUCAAGCUCGUGAAUCAAUACGGAAUGGGUGAAGCAGCCACAUUCUGCGCCUACAAUGACAACCCCAAGGCAGGCCACAACGCAGUCGUCGGGAAAUCUGGCAGCGGUGCCAUUUGGAUUGCCAAUCCUGCUUCCCCCGAGCGACCAGUGCCAGUCGGUGCUGUUGGUGAAAUCCUUAUUGAGGGACCUCAUCUUUCUCGCGGCUACCUCGAUGAGCUCUGCCAAAAACCCGAUGUCGGAUUCCUGAAGACCGUCCCUCAGUGGAUUGCGGACCUGCACCCGUCGCGCGCGGCGAAUACUCGAAUUUAUCGAUCUGGCGAUCUUGGUCGAUACCGUCAUGAUGGCACGGUCGAGCACAUGGGUCGUAAAGACACCCUGCUCAAGCUUAACGGCGGUCGUGUCGAGUCAACCGAAGUUGAGUACGUCCUUCGCAAGACCCUCUCGCCUGGCGACUUUACCGUCGUCGACAUGCUCGGCGAGAUCGACGGUGUCGAUGACCCGAUCCUGGUGGCCUUUGUGUUCCUCAGCGACAACCCAGCAAAUCUCCUCCCAAGCAUCUCCGACCAAGAAAUGUCCUUCCUCCCCAUCACAAAUCGAUUCCGCGUGAACAGCCUUGUGGAGGCAAUGCAGCAAGAAGUCGACAUCACGCUGCCCAAACACAUGAUGCCGAGCAUGUUCAUUCUCGUCGACCGCAUCCCCCGCACAAGAUCCAACAAGCUUGAUCGCAGAAAGUUGCAUCAGAUCGCUCAAAAGUGGUAUAUGGGGACCCGAAACACCUAA